Ixodes scapularis (black-legged tick) is the source of this 1089-nucleotide messenger RNA. Its product is annotated as gamma-interferon-inducible lysosomal thiol reductase-like. NCBI's taxonomy places the organism in Eukaryota, Metazoa, Arthropoda, Arachnida, Ixodida, Ixodidae. The record is from RefSeq and is a predicted model, not a curated record. The transcript has a single exon. Gene Ontology annotation, molecular function: oxidoreductase activity, acting on a sulfur group of donors, disulfide as acceptor. The coding region runs from base 16 to 1089 and encodes 357 amino acids.
UGAUUUCUGUGCGCUAUGAAAACUCCGUGCUUUGAGUGGGUAGUCGGGGUGGCAUUCACUUGGCUGCUUGUAGGUCAGACUCUUGCAGAUAUUUACAUCGAUUUCAACGUUAUGAACAACGAUAUUAGUGGUCCUGAUGAAAGCAAAGUACGAAACACCAAGAAUAGGGGUACGAAAUAUGGGUACAAAGAACCCCCUUACAAAUCUGGCAAUUCCAAGAGAGGUUACUACCGCAAGCAAGGCAGCAAAUCCCCUGCAAAGAUGAUUAAAGCAGAGCCUACGACGACUACAACAACCACAGAGCCAACGACGACUACAACAACCACGGAGCCGCCGACUACAACAACAACGACAGAAGCACCGACAACUGUGGCAGUGGUUCCAACUACCCCGGCUUUCUCAUCUAACUUUAUCAAAAACGUCGAAAUCCAUAACUCCGCUAUGGUCCAGAGCAGCAGUUCCGAUUCGCUCAGCGUCAACGUGAAGAAAGUGUUUGUCACAGUCAUCUACGAGUGCCUCUGCCCUCACAGUCAAGAAUUCAUCAAAAGCCAGCUGCUUCCGACGUACAAGAAGCUCCAAGACCGUCUUCACGUCACCUUGUUGCCAUUCGGAAAGGCCAGGCUGAACCAGAACGGAACUACCACCAACGGGGCCACCACAAACGGAGUUAUCUGCGAGCAUGGGGACGCCGAAUGCGAAGGCAACAAAAUCCAGACGUGCGUGGCACAGGUGGCCAAGGAGACCCUGCAAGCCAUCGAGGUCGUAGCCUGCAUGUCCAACUACAAAGUCCCCAACAGUGCUGCCAAAAAAUGCGUGAAGGCAAGCGGUGUAAGCUGGACCAUGGUACACGAAUGCGUCACAAAGAACGGAAAUCACUACGUGCUCCAGGUUGCCCAGGAGACGUGGAAGCUGCAGAAGAACGUCACCAGGGUUCCGCUGAUUGCGGUCAAUGGAGAAGUAAGCAGCUACAUCCAAGAAGAGUCGCAGACCAGCUUCAUGAGUUUGACGUGUCAGAAGAUCGGCGGCGAAGGCACUGAUCAAGAGCCCGAACCCUGUGCAGAGGAACGCCGAAGACGUCGUCGUCGUUAG